AUGGCCGACGUCGGAACUAUUCGAACAUUUGUAGAUUUUCUGAAGGUUCAUGGUCUACUACUUGCAGCUGCCGGUAUUCCUCAGUCACUUUACCGGAAACUCUUUGAGAAGCUGUCCACUGAAACUUUCGAUGGCGGCAAUUACUUCCAGGUGGAGCCGGUAGAGGAUGGGCGACAAAGGCGUCUUGUUCUCACCACCUCGAAUUCCAUGGGAAAAGAAUCAAACAUUUUUCUCGUUGAUCAUGCUUUGUCCUUUCGACUUUCGGAUGCCCCCAAACAGCUGCAAGAAGUUCCAGGGUUGGUAGAGAGAAUGGCUUCAUUGAUGUGUGUGGAUAUUGAUUUGAAUUCAGACGAUGAAGAUGCAGAUAAAGAGGAUAUCAAAUUAACUGUUGUGGAAAUCGUGGAGAGAGAAUUGGAGAAGGUGAAAAUGGAGGGGCCUGGUUCAGUGGUGUGGUUGGAACUCGAGGAUCUUGACAUUGAUGACGAUGUCUUUGUGUCCCUUGAUUUACCUACCAAAUUUCCUGACUUAAUUGCACUUAGUCUGUGCAACAACAAGCUUAAGUUCACCGAGACAAUCACGAAGGAAAUUGUGAAGUUCAAACACCUUAGAGCUCUCUGGCUAAACAAUAACCCAAUCCUACAGAAUUUUGGUGAUCAUGUUGCAGAUGCUAUUAUUCAUGAUUUUCCAAGACUUGAAAUCUUGAACUCAUCUUUUACACGAAAAUACACGGGCUGGGCUUUGGGUUUCUGUGGAGGAAUUUAUGACAAAGACAAUCCGGGAUGUGGACAUGAGGAUGAUAAUCACUUGUUGCAGGGUUUGACUUCUCUUGACCUUUCAAACAGACGUAUUCACAGCCUACACAUGGGGUUUUCACCUGAUGCUAUGCCAUCUCUUUCCCACUUAAAUCUUCGAGGAAAUCCAUUAGAUGAUCACUCUGUAUCUGAUUUACAUGAACAUCUAAAAGCCUUUACCAGCUUACAUUCGAUUGAGGUGGACAUUCCUGGACCUCUAGGAGACAGUGCAAUCAAGAUUGCUGAAUCUCUUCCUAAUCUUUCUUUACUAAAUGGUGUAAACACAUCAAAAAUUUUAGAAUCUGGAAAAAGUGUGAUUGAUUCAAUGCUUCUUCCUCGUCUUCCUGAAUGGGAUUCUGGUGAACCCUUAAUUGAUCGUGUCUUGAAUGCCAUGUGGUUAUACUUAAUGUCUUAUAGAUUAUCAGAUGAAGAGAAGAUUGAUGAGACUUCUAUAUGGUAUGUGAUGGAUGAAUUGGGUUCAGCUCUUCGACACAGUGACGAGCCAAAUUUCAGAGUAUCACCAUUCCUAUACAUGCCCGAGGGAAAACUUGAGUCAGCAGUGAGCUUCACGAUUCUUUGGCCUACAAAAAAUGUUGAAGAUGGUGAUGAAUGCACUCGUGAUUAUUUAUCUGGGAUUGGAGAAAAGAAGCAGCGUUCUGCUAGACUAACAGCUUGGUUUCAUACACCACAAAAGUACUUUAUCAGAGAGUACGAAACAUUUUGGCAGAAUUUGAGAUCAAUAAGUUCUUCACCAGUUAAUAAGGCAUCUAGAACUGGUAGUCUGGCACGCAGUGAUAGAUGUCCUCUUCGUGUUUAUACAGAUAUUCCACAGGUGGAAGAAAUCUUGACACACCCAGGAUUUAUAAUCACAAGUGACCCAAAGGAAGCGGAUAUAAUAUGGACAAGCAUGCAGGUGGAUGAAGAAAUGAAGAAGGCUGUAGGUCUAAAUGAUCAACAAUGCAUGAAUCAAUUCCCUUUUGAAGCAUGUCUUGUUAUGAAACAUCAUUUGGCAGAUACGGUUCAGAAGGCUUAUGGAUCUCCUGAAUGGUUUCAGCCUACUUAUAACCUUGAAACACAAUUAACACAGUUUAUUGGAGAUUAUUAUGCACGUGAAAACAAAGGGGAUGACAAUUUGUGGAUUUUGAAGCCUUGGAAUAUGGCAAGAACUAUAGAUACAACGGUUACUGGGAAUUUAUCUGCUAUUAUACGGCUCAUGGAGACUGGCCCUAAAAUAUGUCAAAAGUAUAUAGAAAGCCCAGCUUUGUUCAAGGGGAAGAAGUUUGAUCUUCGGUAUAUUGUUCUUGUUCGCAGUAUGAACCCAUUGGAGCUAUUCAUCACCGACAUUUUCUGGGUGAGACUAGCAAACAACACGUACACUUUGGAUAAGAAGAGUUUGUUUGAGUAUGAGACACAUUUCACUGUUAUGAAUUACAGGGGAAAAUUGAAUCAUAUGAACACACCAGAGUUUGUAAAAGAAUUUGAGCAGGAACAUCAAGUUGAAUGGUUAGAAAUUCAUUCAAGAAUUAAACAGAUGAUUCGAAUGGUGUUUGAAUCAGCAACUCUAGUCCACCCAGAGAUGCACAGUCCAAUGUCUAGGGCUAUGUAUGGUGUGGAUAUCAUGCUUGAUCGCUCUUUCAAACCCAAGUUAUUGGAGGUUACCUAUUGUCCGGAUUGCACUAGAGCUUGUAAAUAUGACAUGGAAGCCAUUACAGGUGGAGGCGAGAUCAUCAAAGCUAAAGAUUUUUAUAACUACGUGUUCGGUUGCUUGUUUUUAGAUGAAACAACUCAUGUAUCCGCAUUAUGA
Molecule: messenger RNA, 2595 nt
Organism: Lactuca saligna
Lineage: Eukaryota; Viridiplantae; Streptophyta; Magnoliopsida; Asterales; Asteraceae
Source: the annotation of a GenBank genome assembly